AUGACUACUCGCUCUGGAUCGAUUGUUGAAGGACUCCCAGGGUUCCUUGAGGAUGAUCUGGAAUUCUUCACUCAUGGAAAGGGUAAGAAGGAUUCAUCUGAUGGGAAGCCGCCGUCUCCGCCGGUUGAUUUGAUUGGGUCUCUCAAUCUUGGAUUGGAUGAGGAAAAGAAUCCUUUGAAGUCAGCAGUGUCAUCUCCCAUGGGCGCCUCUUCUUGGAAUGCCAGCUCUGCAGCUGUUCCGGGGGUUCCACUGUUCGAUUUGAGUCUGCAAGCUUCCGAUCUUAGUCCCCCCCCUAUCAUCGCGCCUCCCUUUAUCGCGAAUGUCACUAGCGGAGAUGAACAGCUGACGACGCUGACUGCUGCAAACACUCAACAAGACAGCGACUACCUGUUACAUGCUCAAGGAUAUCCCCCACCUCCCAUUUUUGGUAAUUUUUCAGUUCCACCAAUGCUCCCUCCCCAGGUCCAGGGCGGAUUAUGGAGUCAACCCGGCCCCCCCUUACAUCAAAUCAUGCGUCAUCACCCUCCAUUUGUUGAAAAUGCUGCCAAUCAUGUGAUGUUCCAACCGCAAAGCAUGCAAUAUAACAUGAAUCAAGCAAUGCUUCAACAGGCUACUUCUCUGGGACAUCAAAUGCUGGCACCGUUAGGGGUAUCCAAUAGGCGGAUUGCUAACGUCCAUCGUAAGAAUGGCCAUCGUCGGAAAGGGGAUGAUGCUGCAAAGUAUGCUAACGCCAAGCUUGAGGAUUUUGUUGGCGACAUAUAUUCAUUGUGUAAAGAUCAACAUGGGUGUCGGUUUUUGCAACGCCAACUUGAGAUCGAGAAAGAAGGCGACCAGCUGGUAGCAGCUUCUAUGAUAUUCAACGAAAUUUACCUCAAAAUAGUUGAGCUUAUGACUGAUCCUUUUGGAAACUAUCUUAUUCAGAAAUUGUUCAAUCUGGUUACAUUUGAUCAAAGAUUGAUUCUCGUGAAGAAUGCAUCUCCUGAGUUUGUGCGCAUUGCAUUGGAUCCACAUGGCACCCGGGCACUUCAAAAGCUUAUUGAAAGCAUUGAUUGUACUGAAGAUUCUGAAGAAGUUGCUCUUUUAGUUGAACUGUUGGCUCCCAACGUGGUCUCACUUCUGAGAGACUUGAAUGGUAAUCACGUGGUGCAAAAGUGUUUACAAAAGCUUCCCCCGGCACAAAAUCAAUUCAUUUUCGAUGCUGCUCUGACACAUUGUGUUGAAAUUGCGACCCAUCGCCAUGGUUGCUGUGUUUUACAACGAUGCUUAGAUCAUGGGUCCACAUCCCAAAAAGCUCAAAUGUCUCGGGAAGUGGCAAAUAAUGCUACUCAAUUAUCCUUGGAUCCUUUCGGCAACUAUGUUGUUCAAUAUGUUUAUUCUCAAGGUGAUCAGAACCUGAUUGACGUUAUUUUGGCACAUGUUAAACGUAACAUCAUUACACUCUCACUUCACAAGUUUGGGUCAAAUGUCAUCGAAAAACUGUUACGAAUGUCGAAGUACUCCGAAAUUCUUGUUGAUGAGUUAUUGCAACAUGAAGACAAAUUUGAGGAGUUGUUGAACGAUGCGUACGGUAAUUACGUCUUGCAGACAAGUUUAGACGUCGCUCUGCCGAAGGCCGUCGAGCGUUUGCUGGCUUCUUUACAACCUUUGCUACCACAAAUCAAGAAUACGCCCCAUGGCCGCCGUAUUAUGACAAAAAUUCAGGCCAUUAUGUAA
Messenger RNA from Diutina rugosa, 1713 nucleotides. RefSeq lists its product as uncharacterized. Gene Ontology annotation, molecular function: mRNA binding. NCBI's taxonomy places the organism in Eukaryota, Fungi, Ascomycota, Pichiomycetes, Serinales, Debaryomycetaceae. Gene Ontology annotation, biological process: post-transcriptional regulation of gene expression. The transcript has a single exon. Gene Ontology annotation, cellular component: cytoplasm. The coding region runs from base 1 to 1713 and encodes 570 amino acids. The record is from RefSeq and is a predicted model, not a curated record.